AUGCAGGAAGCAGAAGCGCAGAACCAUCAGGGGCCGCAAUCCAAGAAACCACUUCUCACCGAACACCUAUUAUCGAUAACAAACCCUGAGAACUACAAACUCGCAACUCAACACCUAUUCCUCCAAGCCGCACGUACACAAUCACUCGACAGCGCUCUCCUCUCCCUCUGGCUUUCUCAAGACCGCAUAUACGCAGCGCAUGGUUAUCCGCGGUUCAUCGGUGGUCUAAUCACUAAAAUCCCAUUCUCAUCAGAACACAGUAUAGAUGGUGAAAGAGAGAGGAAGAAUCAGCGAAUCUUAUCUGUGUUGACGUAUUCACUUGAGAACGUCGUACGAGAGGCGGACUUUUUCAUGAAGUCUGCACAGAAGUACGGGCUGAAUAUUGAAGGAUGGAAGGAGCGCGCUGCAACGAGGGCGUAUUGUGCUGAGAUGGCUCGCCUGUCAGGCUGGGGAAGCCUUGAAGAAGGAUUGGUCUUUCUUUGGGCAAUGGAGAAACUCUACUUAGACUCAUGGACAUUCGUCGCUCAGGGUUUACCUGACCGAGCAGCCGCUGCUACUCAGAACAGUACCAACCAAGCGAUACAUGACUUUGCGAAGAACUGGUCGAAUAAGGAGUUUAUCAAGUUUGUUGAUGACUUGGCUGAAUUGGUGGACGACUUGAACAUCGAUCCUGAUUCGGAAUUAGGCGCUCGUGCAAAGAGAGUAUGGGAGAGGGUUGUAGAGCUGGAGAUUGAGUUUUGGCCGCAAGCUGGUGAGGACGUACAGAUGCGGAUCAAUACUUGAUUUUUGGAGGUGGACAUGUAAUGUAUGACAUAAUGAGGAAAGAUAUUUGAAUGUUAGACAUAAAAUAUUUUCUUCAACCUUGAAUUAUU
Fomitiporia mediterranea MF3/22 is the source of this 872-nucleotide messenger RNA. Its product is annotated as heme oxygenase-like protein. NCBI's taxonomy places the organism in Eukaryota, Fungi, Basidiomycota, Agaricomycetes, Hymenochaetales, Hymenochaetaceae. The record is from RefSeq and is a predicted model, not a curated record. The coding region runs from base 1 to 783 and encodes 260 amino acids. The transcript is spliced from 3 exons.